This is a messenger RNA of Pollicipes pollicipes, 1875 nucleotides long. Its product is annotated as tetraspanin-13. NCBI's taxonomy places the organism in Eukaryota, Metazoa, Arthropoda, Thecostraca, Pollicipedomorpha, Pollicipedidae. The record is from RefSeq and is a predicted model, not a curated record. Gene Ontology annotation, cellular component: membrane. The transcript is spliced from 4 exons. The coding region runs from base 106 to 774 and encodes 222 amino acids.
CUGUCUGCAAUAAGAGCGUCGGCGUGUUUGAUGGUUGAAGCGGCGCGGGGUGCACGCGGUUGAUAUUUGCCUGGUAUUAACUUAUUUGCUCUAAUUCUAGUCAUCAUGUGUGGGGGAUUUACGUGCACAAAGAAUUCCCUUAUAGGGUUGAACAUCUUGUACAUGGUUGUGGCAUUCUUGUUGAUUGGCGUGGCUACCUAUGGAAAGACGUCCAGCAUCAUCACCAGCAUAAACGUGGUGGGCGGAAUCGUAGCAUGCGGCGUGUUCCUGCUCUUCAUCGCCGUGAUGGGCAUCAUGGGCGCCAUGAAGCACCACCAGGUGCUGCUCUUCUUCUACAUGAUGGUGCUGUUCCUGCUGUUCCUCGUCCAAUUCAGCGUGGCGUGCGCCUGCCUAGCAGUCAACAAAGAGCAGCAGCAGGCCCUGGCGGCCGCCGGCUGGCAGGUGUCCAACAACGACACCAAGACGGACGCGCAGAAUAACUUCGAGUGCUGCGGCUUCAACGUCACAAGCAACGCCAACCUGACGCUGAACAUGCUGCAUCCGCCAUGUCCUAAGCAAUGCUGCGCUGCCAACGAUCCGUCCGACCAGUGCUGCAUGGGUGCCAGCUGCGAAUGCCAGCCGUGCUUGGCGAAGGUGGGCGACGCCAUCAAUUCGGGCCUUCGCGCCAGCGGCGGCGUCGGCCUGUUCUUCAGCUUCACGGAGGUUAUCGGCUUUAUCCUGGCGUUCCGUCACCGCCGCCAGGCGGACCCGGACCGUGUCCAGGUGCUGGAGUAGCGGCACACGCACGGGGAGGGGUGUCCGGGCUGGGAGGGCAGGUGGUGGUGUCGGAGGGCCGCCGGGGAGCACGGCAGGUGGGUGGUAGCUGUGAUUUGGCUCUGGCUCUCAGCGGAGCGACCCGUAACGGUUCCGACCUCUGGGGAGUGCUAAAUAUUUAACACGGAGGUCACUAACACUGGUUUUCUGUUUCACUGGAAGUGGUGCGGACAUGUCACGCUAGCCGGCUGUCGGGCUGAGGCCCGCUCCUUGACUGGGUCCAGGCCGCUGCUUGGGUGGCAGUGGUCCUGUCCAGCUGGCUCCCAGAGGGCCACCGCGGGGAACACGUCUAACUAUGGUGCUUCGAUGGCGGCGCUGGAAUCGUGUGCCCGACCCGUGCCGUUGGCUGGCUGCGGUCGAGCGAAAAGUUUGAUGUUACCACCACUGGCAUGCAAAAACAUAACGCGAAACUUAACGCGGGACAGCAUCGCCUCUCGCUUUUCUUCAGCGUAGUUGAGGCUGCUUGGUGUUUGAGCGUGAUAUUGCGGCUUGUAGAGUGGUGUGGUGAAAGCUUGUACGAACUAUGCAUAGAAAGCCCAUGUGGCGAUGGGAGAAGCGCGAGCUUUCGUUUGUCAACGUACGCCUGUAUUGUAUAUGUGGGUGUUACGCAGGCUUUGUCUAUUUUCCGCUUGUCAAGUCGUGGUGAAGAGCUCUAAAACGUAUCCAUGUAUCUAAAAGAUGUCUAUAUAUAUAUUUAUGCAAUAGCUUAACAAGAUUGUAUGUUAUACGGGAGCCGCUUGUGAGGGUCCUGGCCGUUUCGGUAGUUUGGUGCCAAUACUUGUGUGAUAGCCAGUAUUUUGGAUGGUUUGGUGCACAACCAUGUAUGUGAUUGGAAUAUCUCGUCCUUUUGAAGACGGACAUCUUUCGAAUCGUGAUUUUGAUCAUUCCACAUUGCUGCUGUUGCUGUUCUUAUGCCUUCGGUGUUAUGGGUGUGGGGAUAAGAUGUUUGUGCACUGAACAGGUUUCAAUAAAUUUAGCUGGCAUGGCCAAGUGUUGAAGAUGUCGCCAUCGCUUCGAAACUUUGCUCCUCGGACGUCCCACCUAAUAAAUGUGACACACGUU